AUGGAACGUUCAGUUGAAGAAAAUCCUAAAAUUACUCUUAAAGGACUAAGUGAAAAAAUCCGUGAAGAUUUUGCACUCAAUGUCUCCAACGAAUGCGUUCGACAGCAUCUCAAUGGAUUGAUGUUUACUUUGAAGACUGCUCGUAGAGAACCAGAGAACGCGAAUAGUAUUCAAACGAUAGAAAAUUUAUUGGAUCUUCAAGCACAAAAUAUACCUAUCAUAUACAUGGACGAGACAAACUUUAAUUUGUUCAUAUCGCGGACUCAGGGUUGUUCAAAAAAAGGGACUCGCUGCACAACAGUGUCUGCAGGUUGCAGAGGGUCGAAUAUUCACCUAAUAGCAUGCAUUGGAAACAUGGGGCUAAUUCAUUCCGAAGUACGUCGGGGCUCUUUCAAGAAGCCGGAAGCAAAUGAAUUUGUGAGGCAAUGCCUAAGAAGAGCGCAAGGCCUUUACCAAACUGGAGUUGCAUUAGUUAUUGAUAAUGCUCCAUGCCACUCUACUAUUGAAGAGGUUUUUGCAGAAAACGAAUUUGAACACCACACAGUUUUACGACUAAGUCCGUACAGCCCUAUGUUUAAUCCUAUUGAACAAGCAUGGUCUGCAUUAAAAGCAGGAGUAAAAGCAGAUAUGGCUGUACAGCUAAAUAACAUCUUGGCUGGUGCUGACCGGGAUCAUCUGACUCAAACAGAAUAUCGAAUGCAAAAAUUAGAUUAA
This is a messenger RNA of Onthophagus taurus, 714 nucleotides long. The record is from RefSeq and is a predicted model, not a curated record. Lineage: Eukaryota; Metazoa; Arthropoda; Insecta; Coleoptera; Scarabaeidae.